Messenger RNA from Salvelinus namaycush (lake trout), 687 nucleotides. RefSeq names its product rho-related GTP-binding protein RhoE-like. Bases 352 to 672 code for a protein of 106 amino acids. Gene Ontology annotation, molecular function: GTP binding; GTPase activity. Gene Ontology annotation, biological process: small GTPase-mediated signal transduction. The record is from RefSeq and is a predicted model, not a curated record. NCBI's taxonomy places the organism in Eukaryota, Metazoa, Chordata, Actinopteri, Salmoniformes, Salmonidae. The transcript has 3 exons.
ACUCCGGCAAACUCCAGGCUGAGGACCGUUGAGUCUUAUAAAGGGUCUGGAGCUCUCGGAUACAGGACUGGCUAUAUGGGACGCUACUUGGAUGUCACAGUCUUUCACUCUCCUAAGGGAUCAUAUUAAUUAUUUAAAGGUUUUCUAUUUUUACAUUUUUUAAGUUACUUUCCCGUCGCGACGUUCUCAUUCAGGAUAGAUGAUUCUGUGCAGCUGGCUGAUGCAGUCCGCCCAUCAUCAUACUUGGGAAUCUAGAACAUUCGGAUGUUCUGUUGAUCCCGACUUUAUUCUUCUUUAGGACACUUUCUAUUUUAUGGAAAGACGGAGGACAAUAUCACAAUUCGUUACAAAAUGGAUUUAAAUCCAAGCGUAAAAUGUAAAAUAGUUGUCGUUGGGGAUAGUGAAUGUGGGAAAACCGCUCUACUUAAUGUGUUUGCAAAAGAUUCAUUUCCUGAGGGCUACAUUCCCACGGUGUUUGAGAACUACACGGCCAGUUUUGAAAUCGAUACGCAGAGAGUUGAACUCCGUCUGUGGGACACUUCAGGUUCACCAUACUAUGACAACGUGCGACCUCUCUCCUACCCGGACUCUGAUGCAGUCCUCAUCUGCUUUGACAUCAGCAGACCAGAGACCCUGGACAGUGUACUGAAGAAGGUGAGUGUUUUGGGAUGAUGUAGCGGACUCUUG